Pelobates cultripes (western spadefoot toad) is the source of this 16344-nucleotide messenger RNA. NCBI's taxonomy places the organism in Eukaryota, Metazoa, Chordata, Amphibia, Anura, Pelobatidae. The record is from the annotation of a GenBank genome assembly.
GGCCCGCCCACGCAGGUAAGCCGCUGGGUCUCCUCCCACUUUUGGUGACGACAGCGACCGCCGCCAUUUCGUGUGACCGAGCAGCGAGGAAGAGGCGGCGGGCGGAGGAAGAAGAGGAAUCAGCAGCCGGGGACAGAGAGAAGCGGGUGAGAAUGGCGUCACAUACCCCCUGCUAGCCCAGCCAUGACAGUGUGUGGGAUCAUAGCAAUAUAUAGCCUCAUAUAAUAUCUGUCAUUAAUUAUUAUUAUUAUUAUUAUUUAUAUAGACAGCUCUGUGAUCAGGACAUACAGUGUGUGGGGUCAUAGCAAUAUAGCCUCAUAUAAUAUCUGUCAUUAAUUAUUAUUAUUAUUUAUAUAGACAGCUCUGUAAUCAGGGCAUACAGUGUGUGGGAUCAUAGCAAUAUAGCCUCAUAUAAUAUCUGUCAUUAAUUAUUAUUAUUAUUAUUAUUUAUAUAGACAGCUCUGUAAUCAGGGCAUACAGUGUGUGGGGUCAUAGCAAUAUAUAGCCUCAUAUAAUAUCUAUCAUUAUUAUUAUUAUUUAUAUAGACAGCUCUGUAAUCAGGGCAUACAGUGUGUGGGUUUAUCAGGGAUUAUAUUGAUAUAUCUGUAUGGGGACACACAGCCAGCCUCACAUAAUAUCUAUAAUUAUUAUUUAUAUAGAGAGCUUUCCAUAGGAGCCUGGAUUAUUAGAGCUCUCAGCUAUACAGUCUGUGGGUUUAUCAGGGAUUAUAUUGAUAUAUCUGUAUGGGGACACACAGCCAGCCUCAGAUAUUAUCUAUAAUUAUUAUUAUUUAUAUAGAAAGCUCUCUAAUCAGGGGCCUGGCUUACAGCUCUCAGCCAUACAGUCUGUGCUAUAACUGGUAAUACUGGCAAUAGAGCAUGAAACAGCCAGCCUCCUAUAUUAUCUGUAUUUAUUAUUAUUUAUAUAGAAAGCUCUCUAAUCGGGGGACUGCUUUAUUAUAGCUCUCUAAUCAGGGCAUACAGUCUGUGCUAUAACUGGUAAUACUGGCAGUAAAGCAUGAAACACCCUACCUAUAUGGGUUGUAGGUUUCAUUUAUAUAUAUUUAUAUUGGGUCAAGAAUGGUCAUUUUAUAAUUAUAUUCACGUGUCAGUGAUAUUUAGUAGAAAUCAAUGUGUUCCUGCGCAUUUAAAGUUAUUUUUAUUGCUAGCAUUUAUAAAGCGCUGACUUAUUCUGCAGUGCUGUACAAUUCUGUGAAAAGACCAUACAAUUUCAACAGACCAAUACAAAGGGGUGUGUGUGUGUGUAUCUCUCUCUGCCCCCCUCAUUUUUCUGUAUGAAACUCCGUUUAUGUAGCUCUUUAUAGGCUACUUAUAGGGGUAGGCAAUAUUCUGCAUGAUAGACAUUUUGGACUACAUUUCCUUGGAAGCUUUGCCAGCAUUUAUGUCUGUAAGAGCAUUAUGGGAGAUGUAGUGCUCAAUAUCUCAAGAGCUGAAGGUUGCCCACUCAUGUGCUGCUAUGAUAAUUGAUAUUUUUUUAUAUGAUAUGCACAGGUUAUUUUGGAUUUUAUGUUUGCAAGCUGUGUUAUACUGUGUGUGUAGUUUGAUUUAGGAAUUUAGAAUGCUUGAUACAUGUGGAUUCUAUAAAGAAAUAAAACCACUCUUGUAGUAAGGAAAUAACCUUUGAACUCUUCCACAGUACAUUUCUAUGAGGAGUGUUCAUGGUUAUCUGUCAGUAAAAGCUUGUGUGCUAAAGGUUGACUAUCAGUGACCUAGACAGAAAAGAAGUAAUGUGACAGGAUCUGCAUUGAUCAGUGCACCUUGCAGUCCGGAAAUGGCGAUGAGUUGGAGUAAGGUUACCUGCCUUGGUUAAUGAAUAAUGUUCCCUUAGUGGUGAAUGCUUAGUAAUGCAUUAUACAUGAGGCCUUUAUUUUCCCAGUUAUAGAAGGGUCAUAGUGAACAGUUUGGGAAUUUAAACCCAUUGGUAAUGGAAUAGUCUCAUGUCCCUCUACAAAGUAAUUUGCUGUCCUAUAUUCUUAAAGCAUUUCUCCGACCCUUUUUUGUACAAUAGAGAAUAAUGCCUUAGCAUUUUUUUGUUUUCCUCAAAGUAAAUGCGUUAAGAUUUGUUUAUCUCAAUGCAAUGCCUGUUGAAGCCUCCCUGCGCUGAUAGUCAAAAAUCCGUGUGAUAUCACAGGAGCCGCACUGAUGUCCAGCCGAAGUUUUCUCAUAGAGGCAGCAUUUGAUUGAAAAAGGGCUCAGAGCGCAUGCAUGUGAGCCCGCAGGAAGGCAUCUUUCCCUCCGCACACAAUUAAAAAUCUCUCUGAGUGUGCAAUGUUUCAAGCUGAAACACUGCAUAUUCAGACUCCUACCACCAUGACCACUUCAAACCACAGAAGUCAUCAUGGUGGUUGGAGUAACCCAUUAAAUAUACUUAGCAACAUGUGUACAUUAUGCCUCUUUUUAUAGCCACUCUCUGGACUUUGAGCCUCCUCCAGUGACAUUUGCUCAGACCAGCAAUUGGAUGAAAACCCUCAGCAAAUUCCUGAUCUUCCUUUCAAUGUCACAAGCUCGGUAAUUCUUGUUAGAAAUGAAUGAAUAGAUGCUUGUGUGUGCAGUACAGUAGGACUAAGCACCCUUUUCAAUGGGAGGAGGGGAACAUGUAUGUGAACAAACAUCACCUUUAGGUCACUUGUGCUUUUACUUUUUUCCCUCAAACCAAAAUUCACUGAAAAUUUCAUGUUAAUACAAUGCAGGGCACCUGAGUUCCAAAAACGGUACAGCCAUCAAUUUGGAACCCUGUGGCAAAACAAAACUGUCAUGGUUGGUAUGGAAGGGUCCCUUUAAUGUGCAAAAAGUUCUCUGCUGUUUUUAUAGUUUCCUUUCACUUUGGGAUAUUGCUGAACUGUUAACAUUUCUGAGUUUUGUUUGCUUUCUGUUUCAUAUUCAAAAAGUGAGUAAAAUUAGUUUUUCUAUAUUUUAGGCCUACAAAGCACUUGCUACGUAGGGCUUAGUUUCCUACAAACUAUACUAUUUCUUAAGGUUAUUAGACUAGCUUAAGCAAAAUCAAUAAUUUACAGGUGUAGAAAAAGGACAUUGAUUAGUAUGAUUAUCUGGUUGCAUAAAUUGCCUCUGUGUCAGUAAGUGACAUUCCAUUGUGUUCCUUUAUCGCAAUUGAUAUUGACACACUUUGUAGUUUGUUUCGUUCCUUGUGUGAUUCUGUCAGGUGUUGAGAUGUAUAGAUUUUUGCCUAGAGUGGCACUGCCAACGUCUGGUGACUUUGCAUAAUUUGCAAAGACCCUCGAUGGUGACCUCACCGCCGGGGGCAGGUAAAGGUCUGUUUAACUUGCCAGAAUCUCUCUCGCGGAUGCUACCAUCUUCUUCCAGGCGGUCAUCUCCUGCUCUUUGUGCUUUGGCUGCCAUGAUCCGAAGUCACUGCUACACUCGCGCGCAUGUGCUAGAGUACUGCAAUGAGGUCUAUGGAGGAUCACUACUUUGUCUCAGUAUAUUUUUUUGACUGUGUUGGAAUUUCAGUUGAAUUCCAACACACAGACAGUUGGGGGGGAGGGGGGUGAGCAGGAGGUGACAGUGCCACUUUAAGGACCACUAUAGGCACCCAGACCACUUCAGCUUAAUGAAAGUCCAUCAAACAUAGCAGAGAAACUGCUAUGUUUACAAAUGGGUUAAUCCAGCCUCUAGUGGCUGUCUCAUUGACAGCCGCUAGAGACGCUUCCACGCUUCUCACUGUGAUUUUCACAGUGCGAAGACGCCAGCGUCCAUAGAAAAGCAUUCUCUGGCUGCGCAUAUGGCACAUGCGCAUUCAGCCGAUGAAGGCCAAAGGAGUAGGAGAGUCCCCGGCGCUGGAGAAAGGUGAGUUUUUAACCCCCCUCAGCCCGGCAGGAGUGGGACCCUGAGGUUGGGGGCACCCUCAGGGCACUGAAGUGCCAGGAAAAUGAGUUUGUUUUCCUGGCACUAUAGUGGUCCUUUAAGGCUUUAUGCGGAGUGAAUGGUGUAUCUGGAAUAGCAGCAGUGUUUGCAUUCUCUUAAACUCCUUUUUUCUUUUUAUCUUUCAUUCAUAUUCAUCGACCGUUGACAAUCAUAUUUACAAGUCUUUGCCUACUGAUGUAUAUCCGUAAAAGCAGGACAAUUGCUCUGUAAACUAGUUUAUUAUUCCAGAUAAUUCUCUUGGAUUUUGUUAGCCAUACGCCUUUUUAUGUCUCUCUCGGUGGAGUAGGUUGUUCUUUUGGCUAUGCAAGUUUGAUGGCCUUUUGUGAUUUUUUUUUUUAUUAUUUUAUUUUAUUUUUAUUUUUUUAUACUUUUUAAGGAAAGUAAUUCUUGUCUUGCAAAAAUGUAUUGGUUGCCAUCACUAUUUAUUUUACUAAACAGUGAAUUGAAAACAUUUAAGCCAAAUCAGUUUCAAUGCAUCAGAAUUUAGUGUUUGUUACAAACGAAAAUAUUUAUUCACCAGCUAUUCAGGACUAACUCCAAACAUCACUUGUAGAUACCCCUUUCUCUCUGAGCAAGUUCACGUUGUGUAUUGUAAAACAUAAGCAAUUCUAUUAAAUUAUGAAUAAAGUCAUGCCUUUCAGCUUAAAAUUUAGUAAACUUCUGUGUGCGUGUAUAUGUAUGUUAUAUUGAUAACAGACCUGGAAGACUAUUGAAGAUUACAUCGUUGUGUAAAGAAACGUGGAGCACGUUGCUUGUUGCUCAUCUAUCACAGCUAAGUUGGAUUUUCCAGUUCUGUUUAUGCUCCUCCUAUACAUUUACCACUUCGUAUAUUUCAAGAAAGCCAAACCUGGUUUAGUUUUGCAAGUGCCUGACCAUGACAAAAGAUAUGAGGCAACUGGUUAUUCCCGUUAUUUAGUGCCUUAACAGGUAUGUUCAGUAUUUGUUAAAAGAACCCCACCCCCCUUUAAUCACGAUCUCAGUUGAAAUAUAUUUGUUGCCGAUCUCUCAAUAAAUAUAAUUUAUUCUUAAUGGGUUACUCCAGAGAUCAUAACCACUAUAUCCUGCUGUAAUGGUUCUGAUACUAGAAAAUACCCUGGCCUGGUUUCCUGGUGAUGCGUCAAACCAUUUAGCAACAGUUUUCCCGCUUGCCAGGCUCCGAUGCUCUCUGGUGGCCUAAUACAUCAUAAAGCCUUUGGCUUUUGCUGGACUGAAGAAUCCAAAGAUCGCAGUGUUUGACAUUCGUUGGCUGAGAACAUCAGCUGAUCACUCUCUGCCAAUGAUUGUCAUUCUGUGCAAUGGAAGAUCUACGGAAUUGACAUUUGUAAGCCUGGAACUCUAGUCUUGGGCUGGCUGAUGACACUGCCAGAGGUGGAGCAAAGGGGUUAAUCUCUGUAAGUGCAUACAUUUCAUCUGCCAACGUAUGCUGAUGCUGUGUGUGCUUCCAAUGCUUCUUAAGAUGCAAUUAAUUCAUUGCUUCUUAUAGGGAAGCAUUGGAUUGGCAUAUCACAAUGCCUGGAUUGGACAAAAAUCCUCAAUCUUGAUGACUUUCGCAAACCAGUAUCAGACUGCAGUGAGAAGAAGUCUGCAUUGGCACUGGAAUAACGGGAGGUUAAUUUGUGAGUUUUACCAAAAAAGGGAGGCCAUGUAAUCUAAAACAAUUAAGGAACACAGGGUACAAAAUAUUGUUUGACAUAGUUUUGCUUUACGUUUAUGUAACAUUCAAGUUACUGUGAUUGAUACAGACUUAUAGGAAAGGUGCUUUCAGAGUAAGCAUCUUGCAUGUCAUUGCAUAUGCAUAACCUGGAGUUUUUAAUUCACUUUCUGAUUUUAUUUCCUCUUGUUGUUUUUGCUCAUUUUAAUGCACUAGUAGCAAGUAAUAUGUCUUUAUAUAAAUAAGUGCCCACAGAUGGUGUGGCCCUUCCUACACCAGUAGUGUUGCCACUAAAUCCUCAGUCUCCAGUUAUGUAGCACUUUAUAUCACAUGGUGCUGAUGUGACAAAACAAUGUUGAAUGACAGCAGUUGCAAAGAUUCUUUCAUUUAGCAGAUAUGCAAAUCGCAGCUUUAGUAGUAAUAAAAUUAAAGGGACACUCCAAGCACCUGUAAAGGGCAUUUGACUUCUAAAUGUUGUGAACUACAUCUCCCCUGAUUCUCUGCGUGCAUGAAGGCUGUAAGAGCAUCGUGGGAGAUAUAAUCCACAACAUCUGGAGUGCUGUAGGUUGCCUAUGCCUGCUCUCGCUGGAUGCUCUAUCCCCUGAAGUCUGGUGUUGCUAGCCUUGUGUGGAAGGGUUUAACUCCUGAGAGGCUGAGACAUGCGCCUUGUGACUUCUUACAUGAUAGGGCACUGGGAUAUUUCUGGCACCAUAAUCACUGUGGUUGUGGUACCGUGUUUUCCUAUAAAUCGUAAAUCAGAGCUGCUUUGUUGUGGGUAUGUUUUUGAAAAUUGAAAUACUCAUUUUCACUGUGUUGGAAUCUCACUUAAAUUCCAACCCAGUCAAGAGAUAUACUAAGCAAAAGUAGGGACUACUUUGACUCUGUAUAUUUCCUUCACCUGACACUCCUAGAUGUGUCAACCCCCUUGUCCUCCGGACCCCAACGGCAAUGUCACAUUUUGGAGACUUUGUGGAUACAGCAAAGUCCACAGACCAAGGAAGUGCUGCUUUAAUAUGUUGGCUUUAUUCUUUUAUGCUGUUUCCUUACGUCAGUCAUAUGGUAGACGUUGCUAGUCACAUGUUCUCAUCGGCAAGCUGUGCAUUCCAGGAAAUGAAUUUUGAGGAAGUAUCUUUCAGUGAAUAUUAACUUGCGACAAUUGCAAAGCUUUUGGGCUUGGUCUUUGCUUAGAUUUUACUCCUCAACUGCAUAUUAUUUAUAUGAAUACGUUCAAGUGAGCUGAAUGCCUCAUUGUUCUUUUUAAGUUAUUACUUUUUGUUUGUUUUGUGAUGUCAGCCUGGCCUGUUAGACACAAUUGAGUUAGUAGGGCACUAAGCAAGUGUCUGGAUAUAUUCUUGAAAUAUCACAUAAUUUUAAUAUACCUCAAAUUAAGUGCUAAUCAUAGUUUCAUAAUUUCUUGUGUACUACAGUUGAUUUUACUCUGGGCUAGUUGGUUGCAGUGGAUGCACUUCAUUAGGAUAGUCUGUUUUAUCAUCCUAGCUAACCCUGCACUUAAAAAGGGCCUCUAUCUGAGUACUUUCAAACUGCUUUCUGAACAUCCCGAAACACUCUCUGGUUCUGCAUAAGUGUUGCAAUCUUUGGCAUUUGGGGAAAAAAAAUACACUGCACCCAACUCUGGCUACACUAUGUAAUCAUACAUGUAUACACCCCCCACAUACACAAACAUUUCAGUAUUUUGGACCCCAUAUCUGAUGGACUUCAUUAGAUCUGUCAAAAUAAUGAAGAAUAAAGUGACAUCGCCCACACAGAAUUGCGUUGCAGUCGUUUGGGGUUUAAUACUGGCCUCUUUUAUACUCCUUGCUUCAUUUUAUUGGCAUUUACUAGGACUGAAGGACUGAGCAGCUAUCACUUUUACAGAUGUAACCGUUUCUCUUUAAUUCGGCUUGUUACAAGACAAGAACUUGCCUUUCACAUUCACUGCAACCUUGUCGUGAUUGUCUCCCACAUAUGAAUCAUCAAUGAACAGCAGGGAGUAUUUAAGCACACAUUUCCAUAGGGUGUUUUGCUUAUUUUGUUGUCCAUUAAUUCAGUAUAAAAUAUAAUGUGGGUGUAAAUACAGAAUAGAGUGGAAAGCGCCAAUUAUCAUCAGGGAAAUGCAUACUGCAGAGAAAUGGAAAGAAAAAUAACUAGAAUCCCAUUGUAAAUAUUUUUUCCACCAAUAAUUUGCUAUUAUAAGUCGAGGUCUUAUUUAAACACUAAUUUAAUGAAAAUAUUUUAUUCCACAUCCAGAUUGACUUACAAAGGUAAAUGUUAAAGGGGACAGCCUAGGUAUCGUAAUUACUAGAUGCUGAUUAAAAGGUCCCUGCAUCAGUCACCUCUGUACCAUCCCCUUUUUUUCCCUCUCGAAAUAAUCAAAGGUAAUAGCCCUUUUUCUGGUGCGGAAGCUUGGUCCAUUCAGUCGCUGAUCUGCCCUUAUUUUUUGGGGGGGGGGGUCGGGGGUGUCAGCAAGCGUGCUGACAUCUCACAAACUUCUCGUCCAAUUCUAGAGAAGCAUUGAUUCAACGUUUCAUGUCCUUGUGCAAUGCGUAAGGACAUCAAACCUCAAGAACAGAAUCUGACUCUGUACUUGCUACAUAAGCAGUAGUAGUGGCUUUAAGGUAAAAGGUACCGUCUCUCCAAUACGGCAUUUUUUUACAUCUAAUAUAGCCAAUAGCAAAUGUUUGUCAGAGUAUUUUAUGUAUGCCUAGAAAUAAGUUUUUAUUUUUUUUACCUUUAUUUUAGAGGUUGAAUGAUUUUAUACCUCUUUUACAGACUCGAAUGUACAUGUGUUAAAGGAGACCUCCAAUCACCAUAACCACUGCAGCCCACUGUAGUUGUAAUACUAAAUGUUUUAAAAUGUGCGCCUUAUCUUUUUCCUGCUUGAAACCUUGAGUUUCCAUGGUGAUUUUCCUCUGAAUUUCUCCCCUCCCUCAAGUAAAGCUGAGCAUGUGUUUAGAGACAGCACUUAAAAUUUCCAGAAUUUAACGUUUUGGGGGAGAAGACGUGGGAGGGAUAUACAUAUAUAUUUUUAUUUUAAUUUUUUUUAAACAGUUGAAAAUCUAAACUAGAGCAUUAUUUAUUUUCUGUCAAAUUGUAUGAUUAGAUAGUAGCUUUGUUCAGCGCAUAUAUUGGGGCUGGAGAAGUCUGAGUAAUAAAUGUAUCGCGAUUUGUCCACCUGAUGAUUAUAUCAUUUUCAGCAUUUCUUUGUUAUUCCUGUAAUGAUUGGUGCUAGCUACUGUAUGCGUACACGCUGUAUAUCUGCAUUAUUUCUUAAGCUUCAGGCACAGUACAUUGACUGUUUGCAGGUCCACAGUUACCAUGGUAACCUCCCCACAGCCCAGCAUAUUCAGGGAUUGUCUUUCUCAAAUUUAAUGGACUUUGUAGACAAUAAACCUUGUUGGCUAACCAGAGGAAUGUACUCUGUAAAGAAAGGAGUCAUUAGGGCUGUGACGAUGGACUCUCCAGUGCAUUCUUACCCCGCCUCUCCUAGUGGCCUUGGAGGCCAGAGAAAAAAAUUAAUUGCAUAGAUAUCAGCUAAAUAUACUCAAAGCGCGAUCUGUUAUAAUCUAACAGUGUGCUUGGUUUUAAACGUUUUCAAUCAGUCUAAGUUUUGCUCUAUAAAUGUGUCCAUUGUGGGAGAAUGUAACCUUUUAAAGCUGCACUAUCACCUCCCCAUCCAAAAUUAAAGCUAAACAUCUUUACAAAGUACACUUACGGUUUUAAGAUUUCAGUGAAAUUCCAACCAAGUCAAAAGAUAUAUUGAGACAAAGUUAGGUCGGCUUUAUAGUCGGCAGGGCUACCUUUUGUCAAGCCCUCAGCAGUUAGUGACGGCUAUGGGGGGGAAGGCUCGGUCUAUGGAGGAUCCCACAGUCUUGCAAAAUUAUCCAUGGACCUUGGUGUUGUACUUUUGAGCAUGCACGUAAGUACAGCGCUGGUGUGAGCUCCUGGCAGAUAACGCGCCAGAAGCCGAAGAACACAAACAGGAAGACAAUAGCAGCGACCACGGGGGACUGGUUCAGGAAAGUACAACUCCUCUUCCACUGCACUCCUCGGCCACCGCACUGCCAGCAGAGCAGCCACUGUCAGGGAUCUUUGCAAAUUAUGCAAGGAUCCCACAUGGUGAUUGAGCCAGAUUAUUGAAGUUAUGGUGUGGUGAUACUAUUCCUGAACAAUAUGUUUGACUUGUCAGGCUGUCAAAUAAGGACCUGAAGGUGAAGCUGCUAAUUUUUCAUAUAAGGAUGAGAAUUAAUCCUGGUCUAUAGCAACUAAAGUGCCAGGAGUUGUGUAUGUUGUCCGUUGCUUUAUUAUAAUCAUACAUGUCGGUCAUUUAGCCAUCAAAAGAGAUGGAAUCUUGCAUUAGACGAAGUCUGUACUCCACCCCACAAAUGAUUAUGCAUUCGCCUCCAGUAUAUAUUCAGAAUGCUGGAUAGAUCUUUGAUCUGCAAUACAAGAUUUAUUUUGUUAGAAUUAGUUCAUACACUGAAACCAUCAGCUGACAUACUAAAUCAGUGAAUGAUGUCCAAAGUUGGAUGCAAAUUUUUGCUUUAGUAUUAUCCAAGAUUAUCAGAAGAACCAUAGAAGCCAGAGGGACACAUGAAUUUUAGACCAUUCAAAAAUGAUAUGAGUCAUUACCAUUAGACAGGGAAAUUCGGUUCCUGGUAUCAUUACUACUAAGAAAAGAUUUGCCAACAUUUUUCCAGCAGAGGCUCUUUGGUUGGUGCAGACCUCUGCCUCUAGCAACAACACUGAGGAGACGUGGGACCUGAUGCCUCCUGCACAGUGCACACAUCCAAGCUUCCCCAUAAGAGAGCAUUGAAUCAAUGCUUUCCUAUGGGGGCUUCAACGUUACUUAACAGUUUUUUACUCAGUCUGCACCGUGGAAGCGCCUCUGCUGGCUCUCCAAAACUGCAGUGUUUUACAUUGCACAAUUUAAAGGACAGGACCAGUGCACCCAGACUGCUUAAUUGAGAUAAAAUGUCCUGGGUCCUAUAAUUCUAGCUCUGUCUUUAACUGUUUUUUGCUAAAUCUGAAACCAUUCCUGUUUUUCUUUUGUUGAGAAGUUGAUUUUUAUUUUUCUUAACAGAGCACGAUAGUGUCAGGAAUACAAAUGUGUAUUCCUGACCCUAUAGUUAUAAAAUAACUGUUUAGGUUCACAGCCCCCCUGUGAAAAGAGUGAAAGAUGAUUUUACUCCCCCCUUUUCUAGUUCUGUGUGGGUCUCCUCGAGAUUGGCUCUGCCACCUUGGCUAAGAUCAUCAAACUUGAUGAUCUCAACUAAUCCAGUGCUUUCCCAUAGGAAAGCAUCGGGCGGCUAUUGCUCAUGCACUGUAAAACGCGUGCUGUGCCAAUCAGCAUUUCAUCAUAGGGAUGCAUUAAAUCAGUACAUAUCUAUGGGGAACGUUCAGCGCCUCAAUAGUGUAUGCAGUGCUGUAUCUCUUGUGGUCAUCUGAGUUACUGCUACUGUAGGUGUCCCUAGGGAGCAAUGUAAACAUUGCAUUGUCUCUGAAAAGGCAGGGUUUACAUUAAAAAGCAUACAGGGACAGGCUAUAGACUCCAUUAAAACUACAUAAGCUUUAGUUGUACUGGUGACUAGUGUCUCUUUAACGUCCAUUAAAGAUGUAUUAAACCUUUGUCUUUGUCCUAAUCUUGCUCUCCUUUUGCAUUACCAGGUUGGAAACACACUACAAUGGGGAAUAUUUUCGCUAAUCUGUUUAAAGGCCUCUUUGGCAAAAAGGAGAUGAGAAUUCUUAUGGUUGGCUUGGAUGCAGCUGGAAAGACCACUAUCUUGUACAAACUGAAGCUUGGUGAAAUUGUGACUACCAUUCCAACUAUAGGUACCAAGCCUUCUCAACUCUUCAGUAAAUGUUUGUGGUGCUCAGGCAACAGGACAUAUGCUUAACCUUUGUUUUUCUUCUCUCUCAGGUUUUAAUGUUGAAACUGUAGAAUAUAAGAACAUAAGUUUCACUGUCUGGGACGUUGGUGGUCAGGACAAAAUCAGGCCUCUGUGGCGUCACUAUUUCCAGAACACUCAGGGUAUGUAUGUAGGUUUUGGCAUUUCAACUGCAACAGUUGGUUCACGUUUGAGUGUGAACAGCAUCAAUUUCACAUGGCUGGCAAUCUGUGAUUGAAAGGACAAGCGUGUGCAAUAUUCAUGGCCGGGGUUGAAGUCCCUGGCUGCCUUCUUACCUUACAGGUUUUCAAACCGUUUAACCCCCAAAUUCUGUCCCUUGAUGACAUCCACACUGCCUCCUUUCUGUUCUCCUCAAGUCUUCCUCGCUGAUCAGGAAGGAUUGGCUUGGGUGUUGGUUAUAGUCUGACUGUGUCAGCUGAUGUUUGAAAGGGGUUUAACAUUGUGAAUUAAGGAGGGAUCUCAGUGCCCUAACAAGUUUCUGAGACACAGUUGUUUAGGAUGGAGGGUUCCUUUAACUUUAUAAAUGCUCAAUAACCCUAUGUAAAAGGCACCUUGCUGUUGCCACGCAGUUUUAAUUAUGAUGCUUAGAGCAACCCUUUAAAAUAAGACGUAUCAAAGGGUUGCUCCAAUUUGCUUACGAAACCCUAAUCAUGGGGAUUAAAAUCUGUUUCAGCAUUGUGUAUGAUUGUUUCAGUAAGUGAGUUUGCAAACUGUUUGCGUUAGCUUGGAGAUCUUCUGUCACCUGACAAUCUGAAAGUUGUUUUUCAAACACUCUGCAACUUGAUCUAAAUAAAUACACUAUUUGGAAUGCAGAUAUUAUAUUUCAAUGCAGUUUACAGUUCUUAAAAUAGAAAUUUUGAGUAAAUUUGUUUAAUUUUAUUGACCCUGUACAUCCAAAAAAAUGCCCAAACUACCAUUUCGUAGCAAUAUAAUAAAAAUAUUCACAGAUUUCUUGUGAACUCUAAAUAUAGAAAGCCACGGACCAUGUGAUCAGUUUCAAAAAAUAAAAUUACAAAUACUCUUAACGAAGGUGUAGAGCUAUAAAGCAUCAGAACUCUCAAGAUACUUUGAUUAUGCACACCUCUUUCAAUAGGGCCUCAGGUGUCAUCCGUUACAUUUGAGCAAAACUUGAGAGAAUUUUAAAAGUGGAUCAAUCCCUACCAGAACCAUGUAAUGUGUUUUUUUUUUUUUGUUUGUUUUUUUUUUUCUGAAACUUUACCUUUUUUCCACCAAAUUGUUCUACUCUGCUUCAUAGUAAACAUCCCACUUGCAAAAGAAAACAUAUAUUAUGUCUAGCAAGUGUUUUUUUUUUUUUGUGAAGAGAUACAUCAUAUGAUGGUCGUAGUGCCAUAAGUCCACUGGCUCCUUUAGGUUCCCCUUGUCCUCCUGCAUUAACAUAAGAAGUUUGGGCAUUAUUAUUUAGCAAAGAGCAACAUCUGAACAUCUCACUUUAGUUAUAGUUGUUCAUAAUGGCAUAGCUGUUGCAGCAUCCAACAGAAACAGGUUGGUGUCAAACUGUUAUAAACACCUUACUCUGUGACCGUGCCGAAGGGACUCAUGGAACCAUAAUCACUACAGCAUGAUGCUCUGUGUCCCUUCAAGUGUGCAAACUUGCACUUAUUGUCUGCCUUUCUUCUCAGUAGGUUCCUUUACUGUACUGUGAGGCACAAAUGAUAUUGUACUGUGGCUUGAUGUUCAGUUUUUGUGUCUUCAUCUGCAGGACUCAUUUUUGUGGUUGACAGCAAUGACAGAGAGAGAGUCAAUGAAGCUCGAGAGGAGUUAACACGAAUGCUGGCAGAAGACGAGCUACGGGAUGCAGUGCUUUUAGUGUUUGCAAAUAAACAGGUAAGGAUGACCCUGUCCCAAAUGUCUCUGAUUCCAAACAGUAGGUCUGUUAACUGAGCCCAAUACGCUACUGAAAAAAAGCAGUUGGUGUUUAAUGUAAGUUCACUUGCUUGUUUCUGAUCCUGUAAGCUUCCUUUUGACAUCUUGAGUUCUUAUAUAUUCAUUGCAAUAUCUCGGCAGUUUAUAAGCCUUUCUCAAUAGAGAUAUUGGUUACACUCAAUGAUAAUGAUGCAUUGUUCUGCUUAGUGUGACUUCUUAAUGUUAGUCCUUUGAGUGCUGAGCUGUUGUUUUUUUUUUAUUUCCUUUUUGCUUUCUAAGUAGUUUUCUCCCUUUUUCUCCCUAGGACCUUCCGAAUGCAAUGAAUGCUGCUGAAAUCACAGACAAAUUGGGCCUGCAUUCUCUGCGUCACAGGAACUGGUUCAUUCAGGCCACCUGUGCGACUAGUGGAGACGGUCUCUAUGAGGGCUUGGACUGGCUCUCUAACCAGCUGAAGAACCAGAAGUGAUCUCUGUGUGAACACCACCCUCCCCUUUGCCCCCUUCCCACCCAAUUCCCAUCCUGUUCAGCAUCUUGGCAGAGCUGGCCAGCACCUCUGCUGUCUCCCGGGCGGGCAUGUAAUUUCCUCGCACACACGUCUGUGUCGUGUGAGUGUAUGUGUUUGCGCGCCUGUGCGAGUGGGAGCAGCGAUCUCACACUGUGCCUUAUACAUGCUUAGCAGUAUUAAUCCCCUCUGAAAAAAAACACUACCCUUUCCUUGAAGAUCAUACGUGCAGCUCACCUCUUCCUUCACUGCUGCAGAGAGAGGUUUCCAUAUCAGUCUGUGGUAGGGACAGGCAGAUGGUUUUUCAUUAGAAAGCUUGCACUGCAGAAUUGCAGCAUAUCUUCCAUUGUCCACAGCAAUGGGAUUAAUUCUCUUGUAAAUCAAUGGGUAAAAGUGAACGCGGUAUUUUGAGAUGUAUUCGGCAACACUCUGGUCUUUUUGUGAAUAGCGCCAUCAGACCCAAGAUUCUAGUGUUUUGGGUUAAGAUCAUUACGAUUGAUAAGAAACCAUCCUGAUGGCAAUUUUCCUCUGGUUAUUGUCUCGUAAUAAUCAGUAAUUUUUCCCCCAGAGCUAUUCCAAGGUGAGGUUUUUUUUUUUUAUUAUUGUUUUUUUUCACCCCUAGAUUUCCAGCUAGUUUGGUAUUUGAAUUGUGUUAAUGACACAUUACACCUCUAUACACUGUAGCUAUUUGCACUCUAAGAUUAUAUAGCAUUGGAGGGUGGAAAGUGUGCUGCAGGUCUGUUCAGCAAUUAGGGGGCAGUUGCAGAGAUGUGUAAUGGUUAAAAAAAAUGUUUUAUUAGAAUGCCUCUUCUAAUCCAUUCCAGAGAGCCCCCAGGAAAAUGUGGGCAUGGAAGAGGAAAAUUAAUGAAUUUUACAAGCUAGAAUGCACACUACGGAUCCAUUUGUUUUAUGAAUACCUCGACCUGUUCCCAGCACUGCCAUUACACGCACACACCGCAUGGCCUUCCCAGUUUGUGGUUUUAUUCAGGCGCACUGUAACAUGAGUUUCUCAAACCGCCCCCUUCAUACUGGCGUGCAUGUAAUAUCACCAGCCUGGCUCUUUUGUGGCUCCUGAGAUGUCUGCUCCCACUCUUAUAUAUAUUUUUUUUUUUUUAUUAUUUUGUAUGGAACAUCCAAAAUUAGAUAUUUUUUUUGAUGUUUCCUACUUGGAAGGAAAUCUGUACAGUUAUGUUAUUCUAAUGUACUAACAUAUUUUUUUGUUUAAUAUACAUAUAUAAUUUUCUCCUGUUUUCUUCCUAUUUUUUUUUUUUUUUUCUCUGCCCCUCAUUGUUACAUUUAGUUAAGGAACUGGUGUUUGAUUUCAGGAUGAUGAAGUAAGGGGGGGGUGUGGAUUUGAACAGGUAUGAAAAUAACUUUGUAACCAAGCAAGUGGCUGGGCUCAUUGGUCACAGAAGCCAUAUCAAUAGGGCACAAAGACUGCAUUUCUGGAAGCCCUCUGGGCUUACAGUGUUCAGACGCUCUGGGGUAUCACCAUUUUGAAAGAAAGCUGAGCGUAUCAUAUUUUUGGUUGUAACAAAGAUCCUUGAAAAAUAAAUAAAUGAUUUUAUAAGUUUGACAAUUUACUUUACCAAGACACUCGGUAAAUAAAAUGUGUUUGUUGUUUUUUUUUUGGAAGUAUAUUUAAAAUUGAGGGGUAAGAAAGUGAUCUAAUCACAAGAAAAAGUUAAUGUUGGAUUAGCUUCAUUACAAUCCUUUUUAGUGGCUAUAGCAAGCACCAGUUCUGUAGAAAAAAAUACCUGUGCAAGGGCUUUCAGUCCGCUGGCCGCAUCCCUCAAUUUGUUGCUAGUCAUGGUCACUAGUAGGAUAUCCGUGGUAAGCGUUGGUCAACAUUUAACUGUCCACUUUUCCUUGGACUGCAGCUUUCUUUAUUCCGGUGAAGGUCCAUUAUUGAGCCAAGAUAAACCUCUGUGCGGACCCAUAUCAGUUUGGUCUAUUCCUUUGCUGUGAUUGUCCCCCCUUCCCCUCUCUUUCUUCAAUGGAUCAAUUGCAGGGAGUCGGACAAUUUACACGUGGCUAUAAUAACAUUGCAGCACUGCACACGUUUAUUUCAUACAUUUAACUUCAAAAUAGAAACAUAUGGUGUUCCAUUUAAUUUUAAAGCAUUGUCUGUUUUGUAGAAUUUAUUUCCGCAGGGAUUGGGAAAUGUAGCUCUUAACAAUUUUAAAUAUAUAUAUAUAUAUAUAAACUUAAGUCUGUAAAUGAGACCAUUUUCAUAUUGUCGCACGUAAUGAACAUUGAAGCUUUAAGGCUAUAUUUCCUUUUAUUUCUUGUAUAAAACGCAUUUAAAAAAAGAGGUGUGAAACAUGUGUUGGACCCAAAAUCGAUAUCAAUUUUGUUUUUUUUGUUUGUUUUUUUUCUAACCAUGCUGUAUUUUCUCUGAUAUGCUCUACAUUAAAAAGGUCUGUAUUGGAGUAAUUUGCGUUUUGUGGACUUUUAUUUUGUCUGCAUUAAAUGUACAUUCAAAAACACAGCAAAAAA